This is a messenger RNA of Penicillium olsonii, 798 nucleotides long. The record is from the annotation of a GenBank genome assembly. NCBI's taxonomy places the organism in Eukaryota, Fungi, Ascomycota, Eurotiomycetes, Eurotiales, Aspergillaceae.
AUGAGUGCAAUUCCAGCCACAGACGCAGAAUGGGCGGAGAAAAUCUCCAAGAUGAAAGAGAACCUACCUGACCGGGUUCUCUCUCAACCUCCAAUCCCACUCGGCGUGCACCGAACCAUCGACCACACCCUGCUGUCCGAGCCCGUCGAACCAUCCCAAAUCGACAAACUAUGUGCCGAAGCCCGCGAACACAACUUCGCCACCGUCUGCGUGCGUCUUGAAAAUGUUCCUAGGGCCGUGGCCCAGCUCAAGGGUUCAGACACUACUAUCGCAUGUGUCGUUGCCUUUCCUGAGGGGACGCACGAGACGGCGUCGAAAGUCCGCGAGGCACAAGAGGCUGUUUCGCAAGGCGCUUCGGAAUUGGACAUGGUGAUCCAUUACCGUCUUUUGAAAGAGGGUCGGUAUACGGAAGUAUACCAGGAUAUUAUUGCAGUCCGGAAAGCAGCACCGCCGCCUAUUGUCUUGAAGACGAUUAUCGAGGCAUCCGUGCUGGACCGAGACGAGUUGCUGGAUGCGACGAUCGUAUCCUGUAUGGCCGGUGCGGACUUCGUGAAGACAAGUACCGGGUGGGAAGGGGGUGCGUGUACUCAAGAUGUUACGCUAAUGAGGAUUGCGGCCGAUAUGUGCGGACGCAGUACUAAGAUCAAGGCGAGUGGGGGACUACGCACGGCGGAGGAUGUGGUCAAGAUGCUUAAGGCGGGUGCGCAUCGGAUCGGGACUAGUAACGGGGUGAAGAUCAUGCAAGAGAUGGAUGAGGGCGAGAUCCUAGAACAGGGGGCGAGUCAUGCUGUUUCCUAG